AUGCUCUCGCACGUCGACCUGCUGGACGCUCGGCUCGGGAUGAAGGAUGCCGCGGCGGAGCUCCUGGGACACAGAGAGGCAUUGAAGUGCAGACUCGGAGUCGGUGGCGGGGUGUCUGAGCCCGGACAUACCGGAGAACUUGGCCCGAGCCCAGAAACCCUAGAAGGCGCGACCCGUCUUCCAGGAGACGAGCUCGGCAACGUUGGAUCCAAUCCUCCGAACGGCAAAGAGCAAGACAAGCAGCAGCAACAACAAAAUCAAAACUCGGCGCAAUCCGUGAGUCAACAAACGCAGAAACAGAAGCGCCACCGGACUCGCUUUACGCCUGCGCAACUCAAUGAGUUAGAGCGCAGCUUCGCCAAAACCCACUACCCUGACAUCUUCAUGCGAGAGGAGCUCGCGCUGCGCAUCGGCCUGACGGAAUCGCGUGUGCAGGUUUGGUUCCAGAAUCGACGCGCCAAGUGGAAGAAGCGCAAGAAGACCACAAACGUGUUCCGCGCGCCCGGCACGUUACUUCCUACUCAUCACGGUUUACCGCAGUUUCCUUCGGCAGCAAUUAACGACAGCAUAUGUUCGUUUCACGCAAACGACACGCGCUGGGCUGCAGCCGGAAUGCCGAGCGUCUCUCAGCUCCAACUUCCGCCGGCGCUCGGCCGCCAGCCUGCAAUGGCGCAGUCACUGUCGCAGUGCAGCUUGGGAGGCGCGAGCCCGGCGGCGCCUGGUUCUAUGGGUCUGUCCAACAUGGCGUCCAACGGCACGGCCCUGCAGUCGCAUCACCUAUAUCAGCCCACGUUUCCGGGCAUGGUGCCCGCGUCACUCGCGGGCCCGACAACCGCGAGUGCCUCCACGCAACUCUGCAACUCGUCAUCGACAGAUAGUGACGUGUGGCGCGGCACGAGCAUCGCGUCAUUGCGCCGCAAAGCGCUCGAGCACACAGUCUCAAUGAGUUUUACUUAA
Molecule: messenger RNA, 957 nt
Organism: Neoarius graeffei (lesser salmon catfish)
Lineage: Eukaryota; Metazoa; Chordata; Actinopteri; Siluriformes; Ariidae
Gene: otpa
Product: orthopedia homeobox a
Exons: 4
Coding region: 1-957 (318 amino acids)
Biological process (GO): regulation of DNA-templated transcription; neuron differentiation
Molecular function (GO): DNA-binding transcription factor activity, RNA polymerase II-specific; DNA binding
Source: RefSeq, a predicted model, not a curated record